Messenger RNA from Microcebus murinus (gray mouse lemur), 904 nucleotides. NCBI's taxonomy places the organism in Eukaryota, Metazoa, Chordata, Mammalia, Primates, Cheirogaleidae. The record is from RefSeq and is a predicted model, not a curated record.
AUGGGCGGUGCCGGCCUGCGCGCAGGACCGCCCCCUGGCGCGCGCCGCCGCGCCCCUCGCGCGCCGGAGCCCACCUUGGACUUUGGCUCGGCGGCUGCGCGCGCGGGCGCUCCGGAGGGCGGAACAGUCCCGGGGCGCGCUGUGCGCACGCGCGGACCUCCGCGGGGUCUCCGGAAACGCGGCGGCGGGACGCUACAGAUCUUCCAGCUGCUGCCGCUCACCCACACAAGGCUGUGUUGCUGCGUUUGCCUCACCCCUGCCCUCCCACCCUCAGCACACACACCCUGGCUUUCACAAGAACUGGAAGAGCGGGCCCUGCCUCUCCGCUCCCCUGCGAUGGGCCCUUACCACCCUCUUAAAGGAGCCCGGGAAGAAGGGCAGCGGCCCCACCACGGAGCGAUGACGCAAAACACGGAGGCACAGGCAGCCAGCUGCCACAAAGAACACUCAAACAGCCCUGGAGAGAAACUGAAGGCUCCCACCAGAGCCACUACCAGCUUGCCAGCCAUGAGAGUGAACCACUUUGGAAGCAGAUCAUCCUGCAUACCAGUCAAGCCUUCAGAUGACUGCAAUCUCACAGGCAAUCCCAAGCCAGACAGCUCAGCCAAGAUGUUCCUAAAUUCCUGACUCACAGAAACUAUGGGAGAUAAGAAAUUUUUAUUAUGUUGAGCCACUAAGUUUGGGGGAAUUUAUUAUGCAGCUGAUGUUAUUUGGGCCAAGCUUUGAAAAACAGAUGGGGGGGCGGGGGUAGGAGAAAGUAUAAUAGGAACAAAGAUACAACAACAAGAAGGUAUAAAGAAGGUUGAGGAAGAUGACUAAGUCUGGUGUGGUUGGAGGUUGAAAGAGGGGUGGGGUGUAAAAUGACAGAAAGGGUUAAAAUGUUUCAUGGAGAUCAAUUUGUGGG